AUGGCGACACGGGGAGAGACAAUAAGUGUUGAACUGUUGCAUAUGGAUAUGCAAUUUGGUUGUUCUUCUAAUGACAAUGAGGGCGAAAUUACAUGCCAGUUCGACAAUGCCUUGUACAAGAACAACACCCAGAAACUUAAGAAUGAUGUACCCACGCCUCUGGAUACCUCAUCUGUGUCGUGGAAGGUUGAACCAACGUUUCAAAGGCACUGGAGACUAAAUAUUCGACACGACAUUAUGGAAAUUUCCAGCGAAGUUCCACAACAGAAGCGCACCAUUCGUAAUUCAUAA
Molecule: messenger RNA, 291 nt
Organism: Leptosia nina
Lineage: Eukaryota; Metazoa; Arthropoda; Insecta; Lepidoptera; Pieridae
Source: the annotation of a GenBank genome assembly